AAUCUAAUGGACGGGACGCUUCUUCAAACAACGCCAGCGAGUUAUUCACCUCGGUAGCUUUCUAGCCAACAUAGCAGAUCUUUAAAAGCUUUCGUUGUAUAUUAGCGACUGUGUUUUAAACACACUUGUCGUAUCUACUAGCUAGUUACACCAUUUCAUUAAAUAUCUACGUUGUUUUUAGUCAGCUAGCUAGCUGGGUAAAUUAGCAGUAGUGCUAGUCUUGUCACUAACUAACUAACUAGCUAGCUGACUAGCUAACAUCCCAACCAUGAGCUCACGAAACGACUCCCCCACUUCUAAAGAGGAGGUCUGCUGGACGGAGAAAGACACUCUGGGGCUGAACAUUGUCGUGAAAGAGGAGAAGGAAGAAGAGGAUGUCACCGUAAAACAAGAAACAGAGGUUGAGGCUGUUACAGUGAAAGAAGAUGAAGACGCGUUCAGAGUGAAAGAGGAGGAGGAUGUUACAGUAAAAGAGGAGGAAGAGAAAGAGGGGGAGGAGGGGGAGAUGACUGCCACAGUGAAAGAAGAGGAAGACGUUUUUGGAAUGAAGGAAUUGGGGGAGAUUACUGUCACAUUGGAAGAAGAAGAGGAGACAGGAGAUCUGAUUAACAACAGAGAGAGACCAGUCUGUCACUCUGACAGCAGUAAGAGUCCUUCAGAGGAACCAGACCCGGAGACUCCCAAACCAGUGAGACGACUCGACUGCUCCAAGUGUAAUAAGAGUUUUAAGUUGUCAUUGAACCUAAAAAAGCAUGAGAGGGCACACACAGGACACAAGCCUUUCCACUGCUCCCAGUGUGGAAAGAGAUUUUCACGAUCACAGAACCUAAAAAAACAUAGUAGAAUACACACAGGAGAAAAGCCUUACCACUGCUCCCACUGUGGAAAGAAUUUUAGGUUGUUGGAUAAGCUGAAGGAGCACGAGAGGACGCACACAGGGGAGAAACCCUACCAUUGCUCCGUGUGUGGAAAAGGUUUUGCCCAGUUAGCUUACCAAAAAGAGCAUGAAAGGAAACACACAGAAGAAAAGCCUUUCCAAUGUUCCCAGUGUGGAAAGAGAUUUUCCCGAUCACAGAACCUAAAAAUGCAUCAGAGGACACACACAAGGGAGAAAACGUAUCUCUGUUCCCAGUGUGGAAAGUGUUUUACUCAUUUAUGGAGCCUGAACAAACAUAAUAGAAUGCACACAGGAGAAAAACCUUACCGCUGUUCCCAUUGUGGACAGAGUUUUAGGUUGUUAGGUAACCUAAAAGAGCAUGAAAGGAAACACACAGGAGAAAAGCCUUUCCAAUGUUCCCAUUGUGGAAAGAGAUUUACACGAGCACAGCAGCUAAAAUCACAUGAGAGGACACACACAGGGGAGAAACCAUACCACUGCUCCCAGUGUGAAAAAAGUUUUACGCAGUUAGCGAGCCUGAACACUCAUAAGAGAAUACACACAGGAGAAACGCCUUACCCCUGUGCCCUAUGUGAAAAGAGAUUUUCAAGACCACAGGAACUAAAAUCACACGAGAGGACACACACAGGGGAGAAACCAUACCACUGCUCCCAGUGUAAAAAGAGUUUUUCGCUGUUAGGGAGCCUGAACAAACAUAAUAGAAUCCACACCGGAGAAAAGCCUUACCACUGUGCCCAUUGCGGAAAGACAUUUUCACGAUCACAGGACCUAAAAUCACAUGAGAGGACACACACAGGAGAAAAGCCUUACCCCUGUCCCCAUUGUGGAAAGAGAUUUUCACGAUCACAGGAACUAAAAUCACAUGAGAGGACACACACCGGGGAGAAACCUUAUCAUUGCGCCCUGUGUGGAAAGGAUUUUUCCCAUUUAGGGAGCCUGAACAAACAUAAGAAGACAAUGCACUCUUGAGUGAAGCCUUACCCAUGUUCCCAUUCCCAGGCUGUGUUCUGAUGAGUCACAGUGUUCUGAUGAGUCACUGUGUUCUGAUGAGUCACUGUGUUCUGAUGAGUCACAGUGUUCUGAUGAGUCACUGUGUUCUGAUGAGUCACCGUGUUCUGAUGAGUCACUGUGUUCUGAUGAGUCACAGUGUUCUGACUGAUGUUUGACUGUUGUUUUAUGCCACAUUAAAUCAUAUUGUUGAUAUUAAAUCGUUCUCUAGAAUAGACCUGUUUUAGUGUCUGAGACAGGAUUAUGUCUAAAAUCAGAUUAUAAUUUUAAAAUGUUUUUUUGUUGUUUUGAUUCUACACUUUGAUAGAUUGGAUACAUGUUAGAACCCUUAGAUGUUAUUAAUGACAUGAUUUAGAUAUUUUAAAAUGUAAAUUGGAUGAAUAUUGUGUGUAUUUCUUGAUUCUGACCUUGAAACCUCGAGAAACGUAGUUGUUUUUGGUUUCGAUUGAGUUAAUUUGUGUUCUAGUCUCCAAGCUAAAGAUGUGAUGAUGUUGUUAACACGAAGAACAUUCACGACCUCUUGAAUGUUCCCAACAGUCCACUGUGUUAGAGAAAAUACAGGUGCUGAUUGUAAAACACAUUUGAUUAAUGCAACAUUUUUAUCUGAAUGAAAGGAACAAUGAAUAUGUAUUAAUUCUGUUGGACAUUCACUAUAAAACAAUAAAAAGUCAACAAUAAUAAUAA
Messenger RNA from Oncorhynchus kisutch (coho salmon), 2590 nucleotides. RefSeq names its product zinc finger protein 883-like. Gene Ontology annotation, biological process: regulation of transcription by RNA polymerase II. The record is from RefSeq and is a predicted model, not a curated record. NCBI's taxonomy places the organism in Eukaryota, Metazoa, Chordata, Actinopteri, Salmoniformes, Salmonidae. Gene Ontology annotation, molecular function: RNA polymerase II cis-regulatory region sequence-specific DNA binding; DNA-binding transcription factor activity, RNA polymerase II-specific. Gene Ontology annotation, cellular component: chromatin; transcription regulator complex; PcG protein complex. The coding region runs from base 269 to 1867 and encodes 532 amino acids. The transcript has 2 exons.